Molecule: messenger RNA, 680 nt
Organism: Cucurbita moschata (crookneck pumpkin)
Lineage: Eukaryota; Viridiplantae; Streptophyta; Magnoliopsida; Cucurbitales; Cucurbitaceae
Product: histidine-containing phosphotransfer protein 1-like
Exons: 6
Coding region: 60-512 (150 amino acids)
Biological process (GO): phosphorelay signal transduction system; phosphorylation; cytokinin-activated signaling pathway
Cellular component (GO): nucleus; cytoplasm
Molecular function (GO): protein histidine kinase binding; histidine phosphotransfer kinase activity
Source: RefSeq, a predicted model, not a curated record
UAUAAAGUCCAUCUCCUUCCCCCCUGCCUCUCUUGUGGAUUUCUCAAAGCUUUUCAAUAAUGGAAGGUGUGCUUCAUUUACAAAAGCAGCUGCUUGAUUACACACUCUCACUCUUCAAAGAGGGAUAUUUGAAUGAUGAAUUCAAAGAGCUUCAAAGUUUGCAAGAUGAGAGCAAUCCAGAGUUUGUGGUGGAAGUGGUUUCUAUAUUCUUUGAAGACUCUCAAAGGCUUAUCAAUGAACUUGCUAAAGCUUUAGAUCACAAAUGUAUUGAUUUCAACAAAGUUGAUGCUUAUGUUCACCAGUUGAAAGGCAGCAGCUCAAGCAUUGGAGCAAACAAAGUGCAGAUGGCUUGCAUUCCUUUCCGCACCAACUGCCAGGACAAGAAUAUUGAAGGGUGUCUGAAAUGUUUACAACAUGUGAAGGAAGAAUUUGCUUCGGUGAAGGACAAGUUCGAGACUCUCUUCAAGCUAGAGCAACAGCUUUUGGAAGCCCAUGCCUCAAAUCCAAUGUAACAACCAACCAAUCAAAACACAAGAAAUAAAAGUCAACGGGAUUUUUGACUUGUAAUUAUUAUUAUUAUUAUUAUUAUUAUUUUUUUUUUUUGCCUUUUUGAAAUAAUGUCAUAAUUUUUUUUAAGGAUCCAAUUUUCUAAACCCUAGAUCAGCUCGGGUUUAUUGUCA